AACCGAUUUUUGUAUUUUCACUUCUCCUUCCACUCCAAUCCGCUACCGCGUAAAUUGAUAAUGGGAAGCAGCGCCCCCGCCGCCAACGGCGCCGUAGACAAGGGCGUUGAUUUCGCCAACUAUUUCUGCACCUAUGGCUUCCUCUACCACCAGAAGGAGAUGCUCUGCGACCGCGUUCGGAUGGACGCCUACUACAACGCCGUUUUCCAGAACAAGCACCAUUUCAAGGGAAAGGUUGUUUUGGAUGUAGGAACUGGAAGCGGAAUUCUUGCUAUAUGGUCUGCACAAGCUGGUGCAAGGAAAGUCUAUGCAGUAGAAGCCACUAAGAUGUCCGAACAUGCGGGGGAACUUGUCAAAGCAAACAAGCUCCAGGAUGUGGUUGAGGUGAUCGAGGGAUCGAUGGAGGACAUUGUGCUGCCGGAAAAAGUUGAUGUAAUAAUUUCAGAAUGGAUGGGAUACUUUCUUCUACGUGAAUCAAUGUUUGACUCGGUACUCUUUGCGCGGGAUCGCUGGUUGAAUCCCGGUGGUGUCAUGUAUCCCAGCCAUGCCCGAAUGUGGAUGGCUCCUAUCAGGUCAGGGUUGGGUGAUCAGAAAAUGAGAGAUUAUGAUGGAGCAAUGGAGGAUUGGUCUGGUUUUGUCAAGGAGACAGAAGCUUGUUAUGGCGUAGACAUGAGUGCUUUGACAAAACCAUUUGAGGAAGAACAAAAGAAAUAUUAUUUGCAGACAUCACUCUGGGACAACCUUCAUCCAAACCAAAUUAUCAGUACACCUGUGAUCAUCAAGGAGAUUGACUGCUUGACAGUUACUGUUGAUGAUAUACGCGAUGUUCGUGCAAACAUUUCCACAUCCAUCACAGAAGAUGCAAGAUUAUGUGGCUUUGGUGGAUGGUUUGAUGUCCAUUUUCGAGGAAGCGAUAAGAGUCCAGCUCAAAAGGAGGUUGAGUUAACAACUGCCCCACAUGAAGAUCUUGGCACGCAUUGGGGCCAGCAGGUGUUCUUACUGCAUCCUCAUCGGAACGUUCUAUCUGGUGAUGAGUUGAAAAUUAAUUUCUUAAUGACUCGCUCCAAGGUGAAUCACCGGUUGAUGGAAGUUGAUCUUAACUGUGAGUUUAACCGGGCAUCUGGAAAACCAGUGCCUCCGGUACAAAAGAAGUUCUACAUUGAGUGAGCCUGCCAUCUGCUGGUACAUCUCAUCAGAUGUUCUUGGCUUGAAAUUUUGACUGAGGUCCGUUUUCAGCAUCAUCUUUGGCUAUGUGAUAUGUUGGUGUUUGUUUGUAAGACUCUACUAGGAGAUGCAAUUAGAGUAAGUGGUAUUGGACUCAAAAGGCUCAACGUACUGCACGUUCUCUGGUGCGAGUGGGCUGAUGCCCGGAGCCCACUCAAGGGUAAAAGGGUAAGGGUCUCAUGUGAGGAAUUAGUUGUAUCUAGCAUCUCCCAAGAGGGGGGCAGUUUUGUCUUUUUAUUUAAAGGAUUACCUUUUUAUUUUUAAACAAUUGCUAUCCAACUAGUUUGGCAGUUUGAAAAUGAAUGAUUUUAUAUUGUUAUUA
Salvia hispanica is the source of this 1546-nucleotide messenger RNA. RefSeq names its product protein arginine methyltransferase 10 (gene PRMT10). Gene Ontology annotation, cellular component: nucleus. Lineage: Eukaryota; Viridiplantae; Streptophyta; Magnoliopsida; Lamiales; Lamiaceae. Gene Ontology annotation, biological process: peptidyl-arginine methylation, to asymmetrical-dimethyl arginine; chromatin remodeling. Gene Ontology annotation, molecular function: histone methyltransferase activity; protein-arginine N-methyltransferase activity. The record is from RefSeq and is a predicted model, not a curated record.